AUGGGGCUUUCCAAGAGUCAGAGAAUCGCUAUCUUGCUGGCCAUUGAUUCAGUAUUCUUUUUGAUCGAGCUGGUUAUUGGUUAUGCAGUACACUCACUUGCCCUCGUCGCCGAUUCCUUCCACAUGCUCAACGAUGUCCUGUCUCUUUGUGUCGGAUUAUGGGCUGUCCGUGUCGCCAAUACUGGCAGCUCCAAGAUGUACACCUAUGGUUGGCAGCGCGCUGAAACACUAGGUGCUUUGGUCAACGGCGUUUUCUUGGUGGCACUCUGCUUGUCCAUCUUUCUCGAGGCAAUACAGCGUUUCGUUGAACCACAAGUCGUUAGCAACCCAAAGUUGGUUCUCAUAGUCGGAUGUCUUGGUCUCGCCUCCAAUAUCCUCGGCUUGUUCCUUUUCCACGAUCACGGACACAGUCACGGCGGCGGUGGUGGCGAGGGCGACGGCAUAAAAUCUGCAGAGGAGGGCCACGGUCAUAGCCAUGUUCAUGCAGACGGAGACACACAAGCAGUCGCAGAUGAAAGUGGCAACAUUGAAGACAUCCUUCCUCAAGUUCGUGUCGCUGGAUUUAACGGUUCCUCUGGCAAGCGGUUCUCUCGGUCAGAUGAGGAAAACACCACCAUCUCCGCACCUUCACCCAAUGCAUCUCACCGCAGAUCGGUCGUCAGUAAUAACGAGGUCCAUGGGCGGCAUAGACGAAGGGCUUCCGGAUCAUUUGGUCGUGGUUUUGGCUCGGUUGACAAUAUCCACAUUCACCCUGCUUCAUUCCGCCAGGAUAUUAUCCAAGCGGCACGAGUGGAAGAAGAAUCCGAGUCUGAUCCAGAAGCGGAAGCUUUGUUGGAUGAUAAUGAUCUGCCUAACGAGCGAUCUAAGAUCUUGCCCGACGGUCACUCUUCUCCAACACAAGGCCAUAAAAGUUUCUCCGGAUAUGGAAGCAUUGGUAAGAAGAGAGCCAGCACCCACUACGACCAUGACGAUCACAACCACAAUCAAUCCAAAGAUUCCCACGAUGGACACGGUCAUGGCGGCCACGGUGGUCAUGGACACUCUCACGGUGAUCUCAACAUGAGAGGCGUCUUCCUACACGUCAUGGGUGAUGCUUUAGGUAACAUCGGUGUGAUUGGUUCGGCACUGAUCAUCUGGCUUACUACAUUCCCUGGUCGCUAUUACUGCGAUCCCGCAAUUUCGUUGGUCAUCACGGUCAUCAUCCUUUGCAGUGCUAUACCAUUGUGCAAAGCAGCGAGCCGCAUUCUGCUGCAAGCAGUCCCUGUGGGCAUGUCGAUUGAUGAAAUCACGGCUGAUAUAGAAUCAUUGCCUCGUGUGAUUGAAGCUCAUCAUCUCCAUGUCUGGCAAUUGAAUGAUACAAAAUUGGUUGCUAGUCUUCACGUCAAGGUUGAUUGCGAGGUCGAGGGUUCCGGAUCAGCUAGCUAUAUGCAUCUAGCUCGCGAAAUCAGGAGCUGUCUUCACGCCUACGGAAUCCACAGCUCAACUAUCCAGCCUGAGUUCUACAGCCCAGAUAGCCCCGACUCUCCGUCUGGAUCGACCGCGGUUGCUAACGGCACCAGCAAUGGCGAUGCCAGCCCCAAGACUGUUGCCAAUGGUAGUAAAGCAGGCAGCCUGAGGAGCGAGGGUCGAACAUGUCUGUUGGAGUGUGGAGACAACUGUGCCGAUAGUUCUCAGUGCUGUCCCACCGACGUCAAACCUCCGAAGAAAUGA
Exophiala bonariae is the source of this 1710-nucleotide messenger RNA. RefSeq lists its product as uncharacterized. Gene Ontology annotation, biological process: zinc ion transmembrane transport; intracellular zinc ion homeostasis. Gene Ontology annotation, molecular function: zinc ion transmembrane transporter activity. The coding region runs from base 1 to 1710 and encodes 569 amino acids. NCBI's taxonomy places the organism in Eukaryota, Fungi, Ascomycota, Eurotiomycetes, Chaetothyriales, Herpotrichiellaceae. The record is from RefSeq and is a predicted model, not a curated record. Gene Ontology annotation, cellular component: membrane. The transcript is spliced from 2 exons.